Messenger RNA from Vicugna pacos (alpaca), 839 nucleotides. Lineage: Eukaryota; Metazoa; Chordata; Mammalia; Artiodactyla; Camelidae. The record is from RefSeq and is a predicted model, not a curated record.
CUCCACAAGCACAUCUUCCAAACUCAUAAUCAUGUUUGUCUUUCAUACCCGGAAAGGCUCUGCCAUCCCUUUAGCCACCCUGGGGAGCCUCUCUGACGCACUGUCUUCUCUCCUCACGCAGGAAGCCUACGUGAUGGCCAGUGUGGACAGUCCUCACACGUGCCACCUGCUGGGCAUCUGCCUGGCCUCCCCGGUGCAGCUCAUCACACAGUUCAUGCCCUUCGGCUGCCUCCUGGACCAUGUCCGUAAGCCCAAGGACAGCAUCGGCCCCCAGCACCUGCUCACCUGGUGCGUGCAGAUCGCGAAGGGCAUGAACUACCUGGAAGACCAGCACUUGGUGCACCGAGACCUGGCGGCCAGGAACGUCCUGGUGAAGACAGCGCAGCACGGCAAGAUCACAGACUUUGGGCCAGACUGCUUGGUGCUGAGGAGUACCUCGCAGAAGGAGGCAAAGGAAAGCCCUUCUACUGCGGUGGACGCCCACAGGGACAAUGCGUCACCGUAUGAAGGCACCCAAUAGUAUUGUGAUCAUGUUCGGCCCGGCCAAGCUCCAAACAGGCUGGAGGAAGGAGAAGAGGCAACUGUUCCUGUACAGGGAUGAACUAUUGAUCUCGAACACCAAGUACGCACAUACUAUGCUCUCCCGAUAAUCAUAAAGUUGUAUUUAUGCUGUUCAACUUAAUAAUCUGAGUUUACCACCUAGUUUUUCCAAUUAGCCAUAAGAAGGGUGGGUGAGGGGAACUAAACUUCCAUUCUUCCUCAGCUCACCUGCAGUUCAGCUGGAAACUAGGUCAUCUUGGGAUUUCUACUUCAGAAACCAGCACAAAUGGAAUAGCUGA